Cladocopium goreaui is the source of this 978-nucleotide messenger RNA. Lineage: Eukaryota; Dinophyceae; Suessiales; Symbiodiniaceae. The record is from the annotation of a GenBank genome assembly.
AUGACAUUGAAGAGCUGCAGCAGCUACACUUACACGACUUGCCAGGAGCCAGAGAAGAAACCGCAAAGAAGCGGCCGCAAGCUGUUGACAGGACUUCUGCAGCGAUGCUCCGGGAUACUGCGUCAGGCCAUGCCUUUGCUUCCGUGGCUUUGUCUCGUGGCCUGCAUGGGUCCCCGUUUACGAGCUGAAGACGCACAAGCGGGUCGCAUGGCCCUUGUGGCCUUGUUGGCAACCUCUCUGCUAUUCGGCUGUGGCAUGGCAGGCUUUGGAGACGUGAAGCCAUUGAUGCUUGCGAUGCUUUUCUGGCAUGGGCCCCGACCGCUUGGCGACCGUUGGUGCAGAGCUGCCCUGAAGGAUGGAAACGAUAUUCAUUUGGAGCAACAUGCUGCUUUGGGUUUGGUACUUUUGGAUGAUCUGUUGCGGACGGUUCUGCACUUUCUGGCCAGUGAGCCUGCAGAGGCGUGGCCGUUUGCUCUGACUUGCCGUAGUCUGUAUCAAUUGAGCCAAGAUGAGGAGUGGUGGGAGAGGUGUUACAGAGAUAUGGCCUGGCAAAGGCUUCCUUCUGCAGAGCCUUGGCCACUGCCUAGCCCCAGACGACUACUUAGGGAGGCCUUGUUGUUAGCCUCCAUGAUGGCAGAGACAGUAGGGAUGAUGGUCUUGCUGCAGCCCCCUGCGAUUGGCUGGGCAGCAGCACCAUGUAUAGCGUCAACGCUGCUUGUCGUCUCCUCCUCUCCAUGGCUUCCGAGGCAGUCGAACUUGGUGCUAGUGGAGAUGUCCAGAUUGCUCAGCCUCAUUUGCAAGUUUGCUGUUUAUGUGCAGGCAGUAUUGCUGCUGCUCUCGACAACGUCGCAGUGUUACCUACCUUUAUCUUUCCGUCGCCCGGGUAUGGCAGAUAGCUUCGCCUUGAAGAGCCUGGAGACUUGUGCCCUUGCUGUAAUGUAUUUCAUGAUCGCUUGCCGACUUGUCGUUUGCUCCUGA